UAUAGUCAAGCAAAUCAGGUAAACAUGUUAGCUACAGACUAACUAGCCGUUGCUAAUUCUUUAAUGUAUAAUGUAUGGCCCACUUUGACUUUAUGCUGUGCAGGUGCAGCCGUCCCAUGUGAUAAUGUCCUGGUUUUUAUUGGCGAUGAUGCAAUAUCCUGGAAUUAACAAUAAAACACUGAAAAGAAAGGUUUGGGUGUGGGGAAAGAUAAAGCAGGUUUCACAGUAUCUCUAACAGGAGAGCAAAGUACGAUGCAUCAAGACAUAGAAAAACUGGUUCUGUACAAUUGCUGUCAGAACUUUUACUGGUCAAGGAUUGGAAAGCAUCAUGGCUGAAGCUUUGUCCUGUUUUGAGGAGGAUUUCACAUGCAUCAUCUGUUGUGAGGUCUUCACCGAUCCGGUCACGCUGAAAUGUAGCCACAGUUUGUGUGAGAAAUGUCUCCAGCGUUUCUGGACGACUCAGGACGUGGCGCGGUGUCCAGUCUGUCGGAAGGAAUGCUCUCACGACGAACCCACCAAGAGCCUGGCGUUCAGAGCACUCUGUGAGACCUUCAAGAAGAGGAAACCCUCCGCUGUUUCAGGAGACGUUUGUCCAGAACAUAAAGAGGAGCUCAAACUCUUCUGCUUUAAGGACCAGCAGCCCAUCUGUUUGGUCUGUUACACGUCAAAGAAGCAUGAAAAUCACAAGUGUUCUCCUGUCGACGAGGCCGCUGGGAAUUUAAAGAGAGAUCUCAAGACACAAAUGAACAAACUUCAAGAGACCCUUGAUAAACUCAAGAAAGCCCGUGAGAGCUGUGUGAAACAGGCUGAGCUCAGUAAGGAACACAUCAGUAUGACAGAAAACCAAAUAAAGAAGGAAUUUGAGAAGCUCCAUCAGUUUCUUCGAGACGAGGAGGAGAAACACAUCAGAUCAUUCCAGAAAGAAAUGCAACCUCAAGAUGAGAAACUCAAGGCUAGAAUGAAGGAGCUGUCCAAACAGAUAUCAGAUCUGUCUGAGAGGAUGGCAGCCGUCUGGCAGGACAUGGAAGAAAAAAACAUCACAUUUGUCCAGAAUUACAGUGAUACAAUAAAAAGACUCCAAUCCCCGUCAGCACCAAAUACGACCCUUAGACUACAGAAGUACCAACACUAUCCCAUUCAGACAAUCAUUUUCACCACCUGGGCCAGGAUGCAGAAUCUUGUUGAACACCCUCCUGUGACUCUGGAUCCAGACACAGCCUCCAGUAAACUACAGGUGUCAGAAGAUUACACCAGUUUUCGCUAUGUCGAAAUGCAAAUGCACAACUUUGAUAACCCAGAGAGGCUGUGUGUGGGAGUGCUGGCGUCGCAGGGCUUCAGCUCAGGUGUGCACUGCUGGGACGUAGACGUGAGAGAAAGCGACCACUGGAUGUUGGGAGUGGUUGGGGAAACAGUGAACCGCAAAAGACUUUACAAAAUGGAUCCAAGGAGUCGUUUUUGGUGUUUACGUUUUAUUGAUGGUGAAUACAAAAAAGGUUAUAAACCUGUCGGAUGUAUUGAUGAGUGGCCAAGUAUCAUCCGACUGCAGCUGGACUUUGACAAAGGAGAGCUGAGAUUCAGUGAACCCUUCAGAAACAGGGUUUUAUGCACCUACACCGGUGGAUUUCCAGAGAAGGUGUUCCCAUAUUUCUGUAGUGGAGAUUUUUUUAAGUCACUGUAUCUUUUUCCGGCAUAUAAAGGACACUUCUAACAUGAUUUUUUUCCUAUUUGAAUGUGUUGCUAUUGACAGUAAUGUCGGGGGUAAUUUAUCAGAUGUGAUGACCUCAUUGUGAUUAUUUAAUAAUGGGUUCUCAAUGGAUUUAAUUCUCAGGGAAAGCAAGAGCUGAUGAAAUGUGUACCUUGAUCGGAUAAAAGAGUCUAAAUCAACAAAUAUAAAUGUUAAUCAAGCAAUGUGUUCAGUAUAAAGGGCGAUGUAUUAAUAAUAAGCCAGAUUUA
This is a messenger RNA of Carassius auratus (goldfish), 1953 nucleotides long. Its product is annotated as zinc-binding protein A33-like. Gene Ontology annotation, molecular function: protein binding; zinc ion binding. Lineage: Eukaryota; Metazoa; Chordata; Actinopteri; Cypriniformes; Cyprinidae. The coding region runs from base 329 to 1708 and encodes 459 amino acids. The transcript is spliced from 6 exons. The record is from RefSeq and is a predicted model, not a curated record.